Sphenostylis stenocarpa is the source of this 219-nucleotide messenger RNA. The record is from the annotation of a GenBank genome assembly. Lineage: Eukaryota; Viridiplantae; Streptophyta; Magnoliopsida; Fabales; Fabaceae.
AUGGGUUCGGCGACAACCACCCAAGAUGAAGGUCUUCCUCUAACAGUCUUUAUGGGUUCGCAGAGGGCAAGAAAUGCAGAGGGCAAGAAAUGCAGAUUUUACGGUGGUGAAGCUGCGACAUUUUCAGUUGAUGGAAAGGUUUUGAUUUUGGACGAGUCCAACAUCGACUCGACCAUAGCCACCUUCGAUCACAUCUUGGUUGACUUUUACGCUCCCUAG